Molecule: messenger RNA, 1794 nt
Organism: Symbiodinium pilosum
Lineage: Eukaryota; Dinophyceae; Suessiales; Symbiodiniaceae
Source: the annotation of a GenBank genome assembly
AUGGGCAGUGGAGCCAGUGGAGCCAGGAACAACGACGUCGCGCAGCCAAAAGAGUUGAUAAACCCGAAGCUGGAGGAGGUUCACACAGAGCUGCUGGGCGGUGGCUGCAUAAUCCAUGAAGUGGAGAAUCGCGCCAUAACGAUCCAGCAGCUGCAAGAUCUCGUGCGCAACGUUGAGACCAAGGUCAAGGAAGAGAAGUGGGUAUCAACAAGCCCCCAGGCUUUGAAGCCUGUGAAGUUGAAGGCCAAGUCUGUGAACCUCUAUGAUUUGGUGGCCUGGCUAGUGAAGCCUGCAACAGCUGCCCGGCGUUGCUCUUAUGUGGAGUUGGUGGCAACUGGGCCGCAGCCUACCCGUUGGUUCACUUCACACUGGUGGGGCGAGCCAGUCUUUCAAUUUGUCACCUGUGUGGUGAAGCAUUCUGAGCAAAGGCGUUUAGGGAUCAAAGCGGCUUAUUGGGUUUGCGCAUAUGCAAACAACCAAUGGGAUCUGGCCUCUGAUCUGGUGGCGAACCCAGCUGAGUCCUCUUUUCGCCGCGCUCUGGAUGUUGCUGAAGGGACGCUGUCGAUUUUGGAUGGGUCCGCAAUAGCCUACUCACGGGUAUGGUGCAAUUAUGAGAUGUUUGUAACCCUGGAGAAGGCCAAAUCAGCCUCCCACUUGUUUGACAUUUACACAUUCCAUGCACAUCAACCUCGGGGCAUCACAGACGGCAUCACAGAAGGAGACAUGAGGGGAGCCAGCUGGUGGUGGGAGGAUCGGAAGUGGACCAGAGAGAAAAACUUUCCUGUAAACCUGGCUCAGGCUGCGAUGCAAGCUCGAGUGGAGCUGGCGGAGGCGAGCGUGGACAUGGAUCGAAUCCACAUCCUCAACGCAAUCGUUGGCGCGGAGGAUCUGAAUCAGACUCCGCCGCUGGAGCACGAGUGCUAUGACUUUGUGAACACCACGCUGCAUGCGCGUUUUGCCCUUGCAACAUUCAAGUUGGCACUUGAAGCAGGGCUACCGCUUGAAAGCCACGUCCGGGUCAUUUCAUACUCCCACAUCGCUAGAAUUGAUUUGUCAUUCAGGUCAUCCGAGGUUCUGUCCGACCAUGUUUUGAUGCAGCUGAGCUCCAGCUUGCCCUCAACUCUGCGUGAGCUGAGCUUGAAUGUGGUCGCCUGCAAGCAGCUGUCGAAUCAGGGCAUCCAGGCUUUGGCACAUGCACUUCAUCAGCUUCCGCUUGAAAGUCUGCACCUGGACCUUGCCAAGAACGUGCUCACAGAUGCAGCAGUCCAGGCAUUGGCUGCUUCUCAUGGGAGCACUUUGAAGCAUCUCUGGCUGAGCCUAGGACACCUGGCGAGCUUGACGGAUGUCUCUGGCGAAUGCGUGGCAUCCGCACUGCCAACCGGCCUGAAGACCCUUUUCUUGGCCUUCGUCGGAUGCCGACAGAUAACGGGCAAGACCCUGGCGAGCUUGAGCAAGUCCAUACCCCCAACUGCAACUCACCUUCAUCUUCUCUUUGGCGAUUGCCAUUUGCUGGACGAUGCCGCGUCGGUGCAGUUGUUCUCUGGACUACCGCAGGGCUUGCUCGAGCUGGAGCUGGAUUUCUGGGCUUGCUCUCAGCUCACACAGGCCAUGCUUGAAGCCCUGGGUGCAAAGCUGCCGAGCACAGUGUCGCGACUGGAGCUCACCAUGGGCGAGAUCCCUGCUAUCUCAGGUGUUUACGGCCGCAGAUAUGCGAAACGAGAACUGAAGGAGACACCCCCUGUUCUGCUUCAAGCGCUAGGCCACACCAAUGUGAGCAUCGAAUACCUCGCCUGA